UCUGGGGACCGCGCGAGGCCUCGUUUUCCCGAACCCCGGCGGUCGGUGACGCGAGUGGGUAGUUGGCCGAACGGGCGCAGGGCGAAAGUGCCAGCCGGAGUGGCGGCCGGCGUGCGCAUCGCCGCGGGAGAGAGGCGCGGCACUUGGAUGUGGCCACAUCAUGUUUGAACUAUCUUGGGGCUGAGUUAACGGAGUUUUGUCCUCCUUGUGAAGAAUUCUAAUUUGGCAAGUGGAUUAAAAUCAUCUCAUGAGGAAUUACUUGCCAAAGCAUCAAUGUUUAUCCUGAAGAAGAGAAAACGAAGGAGUCUGUGUCUCCAAUAUUUGAAAAACUCAUUUGGAAGUGGAAGAAGACUUCAUCUAUGUUGCCUUAAAGGAAGAUCUUACAGCGUGAAAGGGAAGCAAUGCAGAAAUCAGAGUGCCACGGAGGCGUUCAGCUGAGAAACAGAGGGGCAGAUAACUGUGAUCAAAGGACAUCAUCGAGCAUACAAAUAAAACAUAGGACUACAGUUCAACAAGGCAAAUCCUCAUCAUCAACCAGUUCUCCAGAGUCCGCAAGAAAAUUUCAUCCUCGACCAAGUGAUAAACUUAACCCUAAGACAAUUAACCCGUUUGGUGAACAGUCCCGAGCCCCUUCUGCAUUUGCGGCUAUUUACUCUAAAGGAGGUAUUCCUUGCAGAUUGGUCCAUGGUUCAGUGAAACACAGAUUGCAGUGGGAAUGUCCUCCUGAAAAUCUUCCAUUUGAUCCUCUUCUUAUUACUUUAGCAGAGGGUUUGAGAGAGACUAAACAUCCAUACACCUUCGUGUCAAAGGAGGGAUUUAGAGAAUUACUUUUGGUCCAGGGAGCUCCUGAAAAAGCUGUGCCUUUGCUUCCAAGACUGGUUCCUGUGCUAAAGGCGGCUCUGGUACACUUGGAUGAUGACGUGUUUGCAAGAGGUCUGAAUGCUCUCGUGCAGCUAAGUGUCGUCGUUGGUCCUUCUCUGAAUGACCAUCUGAAACAUCUGCUGACAAGUCUUUCCAAGAGACUGAGGGAUAAGAAAUUCAAAGAGCCCAUCACCAGUGCAUUACAGAAGCUAGAGCAGCAUGGUGGGAGUGGAAGCCUUAUCAUCAUCAAAUCUAAAAUUCCAACAUAUUGUUCCAUAUGCUGUUGAAGAAAGGAGCCCACAAAAAUCUCCUUACUUCCUGGUGACAGGUGUGAAAUGCUGGCCAUGGGCACCUAUGGUACCUUUUCAGAUUCACUUCAGGUUGUUCUUUUGUAAAUCACAGCCACCAUUCAUUCCUUACUAGUUUAAGAUGAGUAAACCUAGUUCCACUGAAUCAUAAUAAAAGUUACUCAUCAACAAGAAAGAAUGGUCAGUGAUGGGGAGUUGUUCAAAACAGUUCUACAGUAGUAUAAUUUUGUGGGGUCAGUUUUUCAUAUAUUUACAGCUUAGUGCAAACAACCAUUACUGGGUUUAUAGUAGAUGCAUUUGUAUUUAUUUUCUAAUGCUUUGUAUUAAUAAUAUCCCUUUCACACUCAGUUUGUAGCUGUGUGCUUAUUUUUAGACAUUUUGUCAUUUUGUCAUUUAUCAAAGCUAUGGAAAUUUAAAGUAUGGAUAAACAUUUGUGAGUUCAGUUUUAAUUAUUGUCUGUACAUAUGCAUCUUAUGAUGUAGAAUCCUUGGAAAAAGUACAUGCCAGAAUAUUCUAGUUUAAGAAUUUUUUUUUACAUGUGUAAAUUCUCUUGUAAGUAUGUUGUUUAUUACAACUUAUUAAAACUGCCUAAACUUUAGGUGUUGGGUUUUAUUUAAGUAAAUGUCAUCUUUGUAUCCCGUAGUCUGAAAAUACUGAAGAUACUCAUGUCAUGAAGAUCUUCAGAAAUUAAAAUCUGAGAACAUUUAAAUGCA
Messenger RNA from Acinonyx jubatus (cheetah), 1882 nucleotides. RefSeq names its product parkin coregulated like (gene PACRGL). NCBI's taxonomy places the organism in Eukaryota, Metazoa, Chordata, Mammalia, Carnivora, Felidae. The record is from RefSeq and is a predicted model, not a curated record. Bases 402 to 1148 code for a protein of 248 amino acids. The transcript has 10 exons.